This is a messenger RNA of Actinia tenebrosa (Australian red waratah sea anemone), 3465 nucleotides long. Its product is annotated as somatostatin receptor type 5. Gene Ontology annotation, molecular function: neuropeptide Y receptor activity. Gene Ontology annotation, cellular component: membrane. Gene Ontology annotation, biological process: G protein-coupled receptor signaling pathway. Lineage: Eukaryota; Metazoa; Cnidaria; Anthozoa; Actiniaria; Actiniidae. The record is from RefSeq and is a predicted model, not a curated record.
AGAAAAACAUGCAUAUGCAUUUAAACGUGCCAAACACUCAAACGGCUUCCAAAUUCGAGCGUCGUGAUUGGAUGAUUUGGGUUGACCCCAUUUUGAUUGGUAGAGACAGGAACCUUCCUUUUGGACUCGCUCAAAAUCUGCGCUAAAUGACUUCUUCCGCAGUAAAAAUGUCAACAGUAAAAAUCGUUAUCUUAUAUACGAAUCCUACGUUACAUGGACACCUGAAAUGUUUAAUGAGUCAGCAAAUAGAAAACCAAGUGACCACGUCCCUUUGUGUGACGCUACUAAAARCUAUUACGAGACAAUUUAUCAUACUCAUUUGGAAACAUAGCACAAAGUAGCAACAAACAAAUGCGCAACUAUAUUAAAGGAUUUCUUCAGGAAAGACAGGAAAGAAGAUCUGAAAAAGGUCAUUAAACGUCUGUUCUAACAGUGGAUUCAAGGUUAUUCUACUGGAUGAAUGAACUGAGAUGUACACUCAAAUGAAAAGGAAGCGUUUUUCUCACUGAAGGCCAGAUUCACUCGCUCUUAGCUUCAUAAAUUAAGCCGAAAUACAAAAUCUGAUAAAAGGUUGACCGGAGAUUUACAAGAGAUCAAAGUAAACAAUCGAACAAAAAAGCGGACAUCUUUUGUAAUGCGGUUUCCUGGGGUCGCAAGAUAGCACAAAGCAGCAAAUUAGAAGACGACGUAAAGUGGACGAGAAAAUCCACCGGUUUUAAUUUAACGAUUGAAAAUCGUACGGAUUGAAAUUCAAGUUCCAUCAAGGUUUUAAAGAUCCCAUUGAUAAAGUGAUUGGAUGCUUUUCCGGAGAUGUUUCGUCUUGAACAGUAAGUGAUUAGUUUGAAAAGAAAAUAUAUAUAUUGAUAUCUAAGAAGUCUUAUAGCUGUUGCUAGUUCCUAGAAGUGCUUUCGGAAGAACAAACACAGAACACGGCAUAAUUUAGGCGGGAAACGACCAUAAAAACUGCUUAAGUGGAAUGGACACUGACGCCAAAUGAGCAAGUAAAGUUUUUCAACUUUGGUAUUGGAGCAAUUUGGAAGAACUAAUUUUCUAAGGCUGCAUUUUGGAGAAAGAAAGGUGGGGGRAAAAUCGAAAAAGAACUUAACGCAUACAGAAUUUUGGGAAAAGAAAAGUCGAAAAUUUAUAUAUUUGAAACAGAAGAAACUACACUGACAAUGGAUUUGCAUAUGGGCAUGGAAAACAACAGCACAGAUUCGACAAAAGAUGUUAACGACGGUAUUAACUCAUUUAGUUCCAUUGACUUGAUUUUAAUCCCCGCUUAUGUCCUGGUGAUUAUCGUAGGACUCGGGGGUAACAGCCUCGUCAUUACUGUUGUUAAGAAGAAACGAUCCAUGCACACAACAACUAACUACCUCUUAGUAAACUUAGCCGUUGCCGAUUUAUUAACUUUAGUGUGGUUAAUUCCGGGCCUAGUGCUGACCCUUGUGGAACACCCUAGAGGAAUACUCGGGAAUUUUCUUUGCAAGUUCGUAACGAAGCAUCAUGUUGCAGGGAUAACGCAGCUUGUGUCUGGUUUUACGUUGACUGUGCUUGCCGUUGAGCGCUACAAAGCAUUGUUCCAUCCGCUGGAGGAGCGUCUGAGGUUGACAAGAAAAAAUGUCCGAUACCCGAUAGCGUUAAUGUGGCUGUUCGCUAUUACCUUUGUUGUCCCGCUGUUCGUGUUUGAAGAAUGGAACAAUACAGAACAAUUCUGUGAAAUAGUAUGGCAGCACACCUCAAGGAUGGUCUACUGGAUAAUAUUAGCAGCUAUMGCUAUCACGUCGUCAUUGAUCAUCCUACUUUGCUAUUUUAAUAUCAUAAAAGGUCUUUAUUUUACCAAGACUAUCUGUUCCCAAGGGUCUGCGGGGUCCUCCACGGGAUCUACAAACGGAAUGGUGAUAAAAGAUGGAGAUAAACUCGAAAAGCGUAAGAUAGUCAAGCUACUUUUAAUAGUAACUGUAAUUYUUUUCGUCUGCUUCAUACCGUUCGUCGUUGUUUCGGCCAUUGUGAACAAUGGCAACUCGAUAGCUUACAAACUGAGUUAUUUCCUGGUAUACUGUAGCUCAUGCUUAAAUCCUGUCGUCUACACACUUCAUAGCACGAAUUUUCGCGAAGCGUUCGGUGAAAUCUUGUCGAAAAUCAGCGAGAAAUUCAAGUGUUCCCACAUCACGAACUUUAGAAGCCGGUCUAAAAUGCGGUCCAGCUUGGAAUUACAAGCGACGUUCCAUCACAGUCAAUCUGGGGCCGAUAGCUCGGCACACCAACCGGCCAAGCUUUUGUCCGUUAAAAAGAUUGAGAUUUGAAUACAAAAACUAUAUCUGAUUAUGGGCAUACUCGUUAAAUGCGACUUUGUAACUUCAAUGUUAUCGAACCCUGGAACAACAUCUUAGCUGAUCUAAAUCAGGGUACGGCUACUCAGAUCGAACUCAAAAAACAACCUAUGGGUUGAUCAAAGUCAGGGCACGCCUAACUCACAGAUUGAAUCCUGAAACAACCUCUGGGCUGAUCAAAGCUAGUUAGGGCACGGCUAACUCACAAAUUGAACCCUGAAUCAACCUCUGGGCUGAUCAAAGCUAGUUAGGGCAUGGCUACUCACAAAUUGAACCCUGAAUCAACCUCUGGGCUGAUCAAAGUCAGAGAACGCCUACUAACUUAUGAAUAAAGUGGUUGAGGUUUUGAGGUGAAAAGAAAACCGAAGAACCCGAAAAAAAUUAAAACCUCGCAUUAUCAGGAUAGACCUAACAAGUUCUACUYACAUGAGAUGCAAAUUUCUGGAAUCGAAUCCGUUCAGUAAAACCUCAGAGGUCCUUUCAUUUCGAACUGAUUAUGUGAACUAAGCGAAAGAAUAACCUUAGCUGGCUCAAGUAAAUAAUGUAAAAUUCAAAAAUAUCGAAAAUAAUAACAAAAWUUUCAUGAACAGCCUACAGAAACUAAGUUUAAUAAAUAGGUUAUUAAAGCAUUUGGUAAAAAGAAGUGUUAUUCAGAGGAAGGAUAAAUAGAACUGGUUGAAUUUAAGGGUAUAUAUGCUGAAUAAUCGACUGCUAAAGGCUGUAAACCUUAUCUCAAAAAAAAAAAAAAAAAAAAAAAAAAAAAAAAAAAAAAAAAAAUAAGAAAAAUUGAAAGCUAUCAUUAUGCCACAAUCGUUUGCUAAAAACUAUCAAUAAAUAUCCAAAAAUUAUCCAGUUGAGAGUCGAGCCAAAAAAAUUGACAUACUUAUUUAACAUGAAAGCCGAAACUUAACAUUAUGUCAAAAGAGAGUGUUAAACAUGUUUGGGUUUUUCUAUUUUUGUCACUAUCAGACAGAAUGAUUAGAGAUACUUGUAGGAGUUUAUUUUAUCGAGGACAGGCUGUGUAAACAAGAUGGAGAGCUCAGUUGUUUCUCUUUUGAAUGUUUUAGUCAGUUCAAGUUUUAAAGGAUUUUUUGAAGGACGUCUGAAUAAAGAACUGCAGCCGCUGGUUUUUAAA